GCUCACAGAAGAUCAUGUAGAAAGAGAGACAGAGAGGAAGAUAGAGGGAGAGAGUAAAUUGUAUCAUCUGAGAGCCGAGUGUGUACUCCAACAUAUAAUAUAUUCAUUUGGAUUUCCAAUCGAUCAGAAAAUUUUUAUUGAUCUACUGCCAAUCACAAAGUUAGUCAAACAAAUCAAUUUACAUUUUGUUUUCUUUUUGUUUCUAAGACUUCCUCUUUCUUAUCAUCCUUAUCAUCUCUCUCUCUCUCUCUCUUUCUUAUCUCCAUCUUCAUCAGCAUCUUCUUCAUCCUCAUCAUCUUUUCUCUUUCUUUUCUUUUUUUCUUCCCUUUUGUUUACCUUUUGUUUUUUUUGCCUCGUUUUUUUUUUCACCAAUUGUAUUGAUCAAUAGUUAAUUGUUGACUUUAACUUUUUUUUUGAUUGUGAUUUACUUAUUGCGCCUAAUUUAUCAAUUAUUUCAACUUAACCGUGACAGUGACCUUAAUUGAAGGUAAAGUGUCAAUUUAAAUCGUCCAAUUGUCAUCACAAUUUAAUUUAUUUCAUUAAUUGUUUUACCUGAUUUUGUAAAUCAAAAUGGAAAGUGAGGAUGAACGUUACAGGCGAGAAGACAAGGAGAGGAAGAAGGCAGAAGUACGAAGACGGUUGGAAGAACAGGCAAAAGCUGCCAAAGGAAAAAGAGGAUUUCUAACACCAGAUAGAAAGAAAAAAUUAAGGGCAUUAUUAAGACGCAAAGCUGCCGAAGAAUUGAAACGAGAACAAGAAAGAAAAGCCCAAGAAAGAAAACGAGUAAUUCGUGAGAGAACAGGCCAACCAAAGCAUAUUGAUGCAAGAAACGAUGCUGAAUUGAUUAAAAUCUGUAAAGAGUAUCACAAACGAAUAACAUCCUUGUCCGAUGCCAAUUAUGAUGUAGAAGUUGAAGUAAAAAGAAAAGAUAUCAUGCUUCAAGAAUUGAAUGCCCAAGUCUGUGACUUACGAGGUAAAUUUAUCAAACCUACAUUGAAAAAAGUAUCCAAAUAUGAACAGAAAUUGGAGCGGAUGAGAGAAGUGGCUCAAAAGGCUGCCAUGGAUUUCCGAGGAACUUUGAAAAAGGUCAAAUCUGGAGUAUUCAAUUUCACCGAUACGGAUACAGAAACUACUAAGAAACCUGAAAAAUCUGAAGAGGAAAUAUAAAUCUAAGAUGUUCAUUUUCGUCAUCGUCCUUUUUUUGGUCAAAACAAAUAUCACUAAACGAUUAUAUAAACACAACAACAUUGAUUAUGAUUGAACUGUUUUAAUUAAAACAAUAACCUGGGUCUUUUCAUGAAGAAGACAAGGAAUCAAGGCAAACCAAAUGACAACCAAAUUAAUACUCAAACAAAUUGAAUACUAAUCUCUAAAUAAUCCAAAGGCUAAUCAAAUGAACCAGUGAACAUCCCAUUAAUCAAGGUGAACAAUUAAAUCAGCUAACCAACCAGUUUAA
This is a messenger RNA of Panonychus citri (citrus red mite), 1456 nucleotides long. Its product is annotated as troponin I-like. Bases 571 to 1167 code for a protein of 198 amino acids. Gene Ontology annotation, cellular component: troponin complex. The record is from RefSeq and is a predicted model, not a curated record. NCBI's taxonomy places the organism in Eukaryota, Metazoa, Arthropoda, Arachnida, Trombidiformes, Tetranychidae. Gene Ontology annotation, biological process: muscle contraction. The transcript is spliced from 7 exons.